This is a messenger RNA of Falco peregrinus (peregrine falcon), 1476 nucleotides long. RefSeq names its product Sin3A associated protein 30 (gene SAP30). The transcript has 4 exons. NCBI's taxonomy places the organism in Eukaryota, Metazoa, Chordata, Aves, Falconiformes, Falconidae. The record is from RefSeq and is a predicted model, not a curated record. Bases 458 to 1267 code for a protein of 269 amino acids. Gene Ontology annotation, molecular function: protein binding; transcription coregulator activity. Gene Ontology annotation, biological process: regulation of DNA-templated transcription. Gene Ontology annotation, cellular component: histone deacetylase complex.
CGCAUCCCACCCCAGGCCCCCGCCGCCGGCGGGGCAGGCAGACAAAAGCGGCCGGCGGGUCCGGCUCCGGCCCCCAGCCCCGCUCCGCGCGGGCCGGUUGCUGCCGUGGGUUACUUGUUUUGGGGGCUUUUAUUAAAAGUUCAGGGGUUGUGGGUUGGGGUUUUUUGGCGGUAGGGAAGUGGUGCUUCCCGCUUCCCUCCCCCCUCCCCUUUAUCCCGUAGCACGGUGGAGUUUGGCUGGUGGUGCUGGAGCACGGCCUCAAAGUGCGCUCCCUCUGCGGGAAAGGGAGGGGGAACUCCCCUCCCCCCGUCCCUCCGCUUGUUUCAGGGGUCCCCUCCCACCCCGCAAGAACCGGGGGCAUCGACUGCAUGUGUGGCCCCCCCGCCGCCCGGUGCAGCCGGAGCGGGACGAAGCGUGGCCGGGAGGCGCCGCUCCCCCUCCCCGGCGCGGAGCCUGCAUGGCUCCCGGCGCGCUAGUUUGUGCCUGUUCCUGGCGAGGGCAGCGCUCGGCUGCUCCGCCUCGUGUUGCGAUGUUGCACGUCUCCCCUUGCCACUCAAUCUUCCGCUCGGCAGCCAUCAGGCGCCGCGCAGCGCGGCUCGGGCCGGCUGGGCGGGGGGGGGCACGGCACGGAUCCCCCGGCGGAGCUGCAGCCGCCGUUCUGCGGCGUGAAGCGCCCGGGCGGUGCGGAGUGGUGCCUGCCUUCGCCCGGUCCCUGGGAGCGGGGAGCUCCCGGUGCGGGGGGCAAAGCAGCUUAAAAUGCGCGGCGGCCGGCCUGGCUGCUCCGUGCCCCCCGGGGGACCCCCGCAGCCCCCGGCCCCCAAACGCGGCUCCGUGCGGGCAUUGCCAGGAAAGCACCCAGCUCGGAAAUUCGGGGCCGGUGCGCGCCUGGGAGAUACCCCAAAGCGUGCAGACCCCUGCAAAGGCAAGACAUCUGUAUAUUUGUGACUUCCACAAAAACUUAAUUCAGAGUGUGAGAAAUAGAAGGAAGAGGAAGGGCAGCGAUGAUGAUGGUGACUCACCGGUGCAAGACAUCGACACUCCAGAGGUUGAUUUAUAUCAGUUACAAGUAAACACACUUCGAAGGUACAAAAGACACUUCAAGCUACAGACCAGACCAGGACUCAACAAAGCACAGCUCGUUGAAAUAAUUGGCUGCCAUUUUAGGACAAUUCCAGUGAAUGAAAAGGAUACCUUAACAUAUUUCAUCUACUCGGUGAAGAAUGAUAAGAACAAACCAGAUCUAAAGAUGGAUAGUGGGGUUCACUAGACGGAAAAGGUUGGGACUGAGACUCAGGCUGCAAAUCAAAAGACUGAGGUUUUGUGGAUAUGCAAAAGCUUUCUUUGUAACUUUUUCUCCCCGGAGAGUUUGUCUCUUAUUUUUCAUAACCUUGCUGAUUUGUUUGAAAACAAUCUCUUAUGAAACAAAUUGCCUCAGCAAAAGUAUUUUAAAUAAAUAUCACUGAUAUUGUUGCUCAA